Durusdinium trenchii is the source of this 1956-nucleotide messenger RNA. NCBI's taxonomy places the organism in Eukaryota, Dinophyceae, Suessiales, Symbiodiniaceae. The record is from the annotation of a GenBank genome assembly.
AUGGACCGGUCGACGCGGCGGCCCUGCCGUCAUGGCGCUGCUGUGCUCGGCGCGCUGGCGGCGGCCUGGUGGGCCCUUGCGCCGGCGGCGGUGGUGACCCGCGACCCACGCGCCGAAGAGUCCGCAAGCCAAAAGGUCGCCAGCGGCGGCAGCGACGCCUGCGGCCAGGCCCUGGCGGCCGGACAACAACGCUUCGAAGAGGCACGACAACAUUGGCUUUCCGAAAGCACCUCGCAGCGGCCCAUCGUCCUGGGCAACGCAGCGAUGCAGGCGGAGGAGAAGGCGCUGGCGGCCUUCGACGACGCCGCAGGUGGAAGCUGCGACGCGCAGCGGAAGGCGCUGCAGGAGGCCAUCCGGAAGGACGUGCUCAACAUCUUUCAGUUGCAGAGGGUCAUUGCAGAGCGCCAAGCCUUAGACAAUCUGAAUCGAAAGCUGGUGAAGAAGAUGACGCAGCGAGGUGGGCCGCUCCGAAUCCAGGAGAAGCUCGAUUUGCUGCGCUUAGAGGUGGAGGCCUACAAGACGUCGGUGCAGAAGCUUUUGCCCAGCUGGGCCGAGGGCAUCGACGUGAAGACCUCCGAGACGGAGCGGCGCCUCGGGGAGCUGCAGUUCACCAUCGAGGAUGGUACAGAAGGCCAAGCUCUGCAGAAGCAAUGGCAAGAUCGACGGCUGCAGGAUUUGAUGAGCAGACGCGCCUAUGGCAUGUCCGUGUCUUUGGACCCAGCGCUUCGGGUGCUCAUCCGGCCGGAAGGCAUCGGAAAUCUGCAGGUCUUCUCGCAAGGACCCCUGGGUCCUCCGAGCCACCCUGCGGACAUGAACUUGGGUAUCAUGAACGAUGGCUCCAUUGCGGAUGUCUACCGAGAGCAUCCGGUGCCACAGCGGGCUUUGGGUGUGAAGUUCAAAUUUGCCGCUUUGGGCCGUAAGAAGGGGAUUUGCCCAGCGAACGGCGAUGUCAAUCGGGUCCAAAGGGUUCUGGAAGUGGAACAGGAGUACAGCUUGGAGGCGGAUGAGGCCCUGCUGCGCUUCGUCUACGCCCGCUGCGGCGCCGACCGCGUGACGGUGCCGCGUGGUGCUGCGUUGGCGGCGCGGUGUUUGCGGAGCUCGGAGGAGGAAGCCUUGUGCCAGGCGGUGCAGGACAGCUGGCCUGCCGUGAUCAGUCCAGAUGACACAGGGGCGCUGCCGGCACAUUUGCUGAAAGCGCUGCCGACGUUGGCAGAGCUCAAAGAGCUUUGCGGACACCACCAGGUGCCUGUGCGCCUGCCGAAGGCACGCUUCUCCUUUCUGGGUCUGCGCCUGGCACCGACGGAUCCCCGGGAGCAGCGCACCUUCGGCGACGUGCGGCGCCCGAUGCCCUACGAGGAGACGGAGCAACGGGCCUUGAGAGACGUCAUGGACGAAUUGGCCACAGAGUCCGCUCCGAAGCACUACGCUGCCAGCGUGCCCUUGGAGAGGGAUUUGCCCGAGUUCGCCGAGCGGCUCCGGCCUUUGCGUGAGGCUUUAGAGGAGACGUUGCACCUGGCCAUGGGGCCACCGGUGCCCAAUGCUCCGGUGAUGUACUUGGGCGCAGGUGAGCAGCGCACCCCGCUCCACUGCGACCCAACGGAGAACAUCACACUUGUCCUGGAGGGCCGCAAGCUGAUUCGGCUCUUCCCGCCCAGCAGCUCCGGCUUCUUGAAGCCCUUGGGCGGUUGGUAUGCCGCAGCAUCCUGCUGGAUGAGCGGUGUUGUUCCGGCAGUCUAUUCGCCUGUGGACGCGUUCAACCUUCCUUCGGGGACGCCAGAUCCGCUGGACAUACACCUCUCCGGAGGCGAAGCCUUGUACCUGCCGGCGGGUUGGUGGCACGCCGUGGUCGGCUCGCAGGAGCCCAACAUGGCCAUCGUCUUCGGCUAUGCUCCCAGCGAAUUGAAGGGCGCCCGCUAUUUCGGGCAGCAGCCCCAGCGCCCAGCCGACGAUACGUAG